UUGUGACAGUGAACGCUUAGCUGCAUGCCUAUACUUCAACUUCAAAGUUCAUACCUUUCUCUCUCCAAACAUAUUGUUUGUUUCAUGAUCCAACACUCUUUCUCUCUCAUCUCAUCAUCUACAUCAUUUGUUAAUUAAUUCAUCAUCAUUAAUUCAUGGCCGGAAAACAAGCAUUCUUGCCGAUGUCCCAAACGGAUGCACAAGGAGGAACAACAUCUGGCGGCGGCGGUGGUAUGCGGCGGCGAUUAUCCUCCAUCUCUGAUCUCCACCUGAAGAUCCAGUCAUCUUCCAUGUCGGCGGCGACAUGGGGAUUACGCAGAUCUAAGUCGGCGGCGUCAAUGGGUGAGCACGCCGCUAGCUCAAUCAGGAAAUGGUGGGAAUGGGGAUGGGCUUGGAUCCAAUUCAGGAAACCGGUGGGAUCAGAUCUGGAGAUGAGCGAAGAGGACCACCGACUUUAUAAUCAUAACAACAACAGGGAGACUAAUCCUAUAAGCAGCAGUUUGAGGAAUGUGUUCCUUAAAGUCAGGAAGGAAUUCCGGCGAUUCGCCGGCGGUAACGACAGGGUUGGUCUUCCUCAGACCUACAAGUACGAUUCCUUCAAUUACGCCAAGAAUUUCGAUGGUUGAAUUGAAUUGAAUUCAUUCUAAUAAUAAUUAAUAAUAUCUCCUCCGGUCCGGUCCGGUCCGAUCAGAUCUGCUAUAUAUAUACUAAGAGAAAUUGUUAAUUCUACGUUUGUUCUUCUAUUCUAUUCUUUAAUAUUGGAAUCCUAUGUAUCUCGAUCUGUUUUGUAUAUUAGAAUUCUAUUUUUAUUUUUAUCUUUUCUUUUUGUUAAACAUUUUAAUCUUUUUAUAUGUCUUUCUUCAUGGAAUCUAUAAAUCCAAGGGUGGGGUUGUUUUUAAUUUAACAG
Messenger RNA from Impatiens glandulifera, 907 nucleotides. RefSeq lists its product as uncharacterized. The record is from RefSeq and is a predicted model, not a curated record. NCBI's taxonomy places the organism in Eukaryota, Viridiplantae, Streptophyta, Magnoliopsida, Ericales, Balsaminaceae. Bases 156 to 626 code for a protein of 156 amino acids. The transcript has a single exon.